AUGGGGAAAGGCGGGGGAGCGACGGUCAGCGUGCAGAACCUGGGCUGGGAGGACCUCGCCGAGGCCGCGGAGAAGGCCGGCAAGCCGUCCGUGGUCGUGGAUCUCAUCCGGGAGAACGAGCUCGACGCGGCGACGGCGCUCCUGCUCGAAGAGGCGGACGUGGACGAAGUCGCGCCGAAGCGGCUCGACAAGCUGAAGGUGGUCUCGGCCCUCGGGCACCUACGCGCGCGCGCCGACGAGAUCCUCGACGACAGCUUCCGCGAUCGCACGCGGGUCUACGUCGAGCCGCCGGAACUCGCGGCCGUGACCGCGGAUGCGCCGCGCCUCGACGGCGAGAAGGUGGCGCGAGAUCGACGGACGGUCGGCGAAGGCCGCUUCGGCACCGUGGUCAGCGCAGCGACCUGGCAGCGGUCGCGCCGCGAAGAGAUGCGCGUCGCGCUUAAACGGCCGAAGGCGCGGGGCGACGCGGACGCGCGCGCGCGCGUGGCGCCUGCGGACCUCUUCGCGCUGCGCGAGCUGCCGAAUCCCAACGUCGUGGAGAUGUACGGCGUAGCGUCGGUCGACGGCGAGCUCAACGUCGUCAUGGAGCUGGCGAAGGCGUCGCUGGCAGCGGGCAUUCGCGACGGUCUCGGCAGAAACCGCCUCGACGCGGUCCGCGCGGCCCGCGACGUGGCGCUGGGCCUCGACUUCCUUCACCAGCACGGUAUCUCACACCUCGGUCUCCACCCCGAGAACGUGCUCCUGGCGGACCGGUCGACGGUUCACUGCAAGCUCUCGGAUUUCGGGGGCGGCGUCGCGGCCGCCACCCAGCGCGCGGCCGCGGGCUCUCGCUACGCGGCGCCGGAGCUGCUGCGCGACGAAGCCGACGUCCAGCCCACAAAAUGUGAUGCGUGGUCCUACGGAAGCGUGCUCCUUGAGCUCCUCUCUGGGAAGGCCCCCUGGGACGAGCUCGCGCCCAAAGAGCUGGUCGCCCGAGCCGCAAGCGGCGUGCCGCCGCCGCCGCCGCCCCUCCCCGACGCGGCCAGCGUCGCCGCGCCGGAGCUCCUGGAUCUGGCGAGCCGCUGCUUGACCGUCGACCCGGCCCCUCGGCCGCAGUUCAACAGCAGCGAAAAUGUCGAGGCGCACCUCGACCACUGGCUGCUGAAGGCAGCCGUCGCCGCGCCAUCCACGGCGCCCCGCGACGACAGAGCACUCGACAGGGCGGCGCGGGCGGAGGCCGAGCUCGCCAAGGUCCACAAGCUCCUCGCCGAAGAACAGCGGAAGGACUCCGACGCGUAUGCGAGGGCUUGGGACGACUGCGUCCGCGGUGCCGAACGCGAGGCGAUCGACGAACUCAAGAUGGCGAGCGCCGAGCUCGAAGAGACGUUCGCGCCCCCUGACGGGAUCGUGAGGCAGCCCGUGGCCAUUGCUAGUGCGGAGGAGCUGCUCGCACGCGCGGGAGAUGCGAGCGACGCCUUCCACGCGACGCUGCGGCCGAUCGUCGAGGAGGCCGGCGGCACGUACAAGAAAGGGCCCCUGAAACUAGAGGAUCGGAUUCGCGCCAAGGCGAACGACGACUAUGACGACGACGUGGCACGGGUCGUGGACGUGGUGCGGGCGACGGGCGUGUUCGACGACCUCGUGAGCUGCGGGCAAGCCCUCGCUCAGCUUCUUGCGCUCGGUAGGAGCGGCGAUCUCUUGAUCCGCCGCGCCAAGGAUCGCAUCAAUAGGCCGGUCGAGAACUCGGGCUAUCGCGACGUGCUCGUGAACGUGGAGAUCGCCGGCUUCGUGGGCGAGCUGCAACUGUCGCUCGCGCGGCUCCUCGAGGUGAAGGGCUCGGCGCACCGGAUUUACAAUUUGACGAGGGCCCUCGGCGGCAACGCAGGGCUUCUCGAAGCGCUCGACGACGGGUCUCGGAUCGAAAAUGAUGAUGAGGACGCGCGCCGCGCCGCCGCGACGAAAGCCGCUCGCGAGGAAGAGGAGGAGGAGGCACGGCGGCAGCGCGAGGAAGAGGUGCGGCGCGCUGCCAAAGGCGCGGAGGUCGACCGGGCGGACAAGGACGGAUGGACGCCGCUGUACAACGCCUGCAAGAACGGCCACGUCGACGCGGCGCGGCUAUUGCUGGACAACGGCGCAGCGGUCGAUCGGGCGGUGUCAGAGGGAUGGCAGAAAGGCAGGACGCCGCUGUACGCCGCCUGCGAGAAGGGCCACGUCGACGCAGCGCGGCUGCUGCUGGACAACGGCGCGAAGGUCGGCCGGGCGACGAAGGACGGCCGGACGCCACUGUAUGCCGCCUGCCAGAACGGCCAUGUCGACGCGGCGCGGCUUUUGCUAGAUAACGGCGCGAAGGUCGACCGGGCGGAUGAGGACAGAUUGACGCCGCUGCUCGUCGCCUGCGACAACGGCCACGUCGACGCGGCGCGGCUGUUGUUAGAUAAAGGCGCGGACGUCAAUCGGGCGGACAAGUACGGUCAGACGCCGCUGUUUGUCGCCUGCGCUGAGGGCCACGUCGACGCGGCGCGGCUGUUGCUGGACAAAGGCGCGGAGGUCGAUCGGGCGACGGAGAAUGGUGUUACGCCGCUAUGGACCGCCUGUGCGAACGGCCUCGUCGACGCGGCGCGGCUGCUGCUGGACAAAGGCGCGGAGGUCGAUCGGGCGACGAAGGACGGCGCGACGCCGCUGUACGCCGCCUGCGAGAACGGCCACGUCGACGCGGCGCGGCUGCUGCUAGAUAACGGCGCGAAGGUCGACCGGGCGGACAAGGACGGCCAGACGCCGCUGUACGUCGCCUGCAGGUACGGCCACGUCGACGCGGCGCGGCUGCUGCUAGAUAACGGCGCGAAGGUCGACCGGGCGGACAAGGACGGCCAGACGCCGCUGUACGUCGCCUGUGAGAACGGCCGUGUCGACGCAGCGCGGCUGUUGUUAGAUAAAGGAGCCGAGGUCGACCGGGCGGACAAGGACGGUGAGACGCCGCUGUACAUCGCCUGUGAGAACGGCCGUGUCGACGCGGCGCGGCUGCUGCUGGAGAAAGGCGCGGAGGUCGACCGGGCGACGAAGGACGGCGCGACGCCACUGUACGUCGCCUUAGAGGAGGGCACCGAGGUGGUGCAGCUUCUCUUGGACAACGUGACUGACGUAAGCUGUUCGCUGGCCUUCGCAGAGAAAAAGGACGAUUCGGCCAUCAUCGAUCUGCUCGAGGGGCAUUUGGAUAAACCGCUACACGUUGCAGCCAAGGCGGGCAACCUCGACGAAAUCAAGAGGCUCCUGGAGGGCGACGUCAGGCUUUGCGAUUCCCGAACUGCUCUGCGCGUCGCAUCUAUGGCGGGAGACACCGACACGAUCAAUUUAUUGCUAAAACGCGGCGCCAAGGUGAAUCGGGCGGCAAGGGACGGCAAGACGGCACUGCACGCAGCGUGCCAAAACGGCCAGAUCGACGCGGUGCGGCUGUUGCUAGGCAAAGGCGCCAAGGUCGACCGAGUGGACAAGGAGAAGACAACACCACUGCACGUAGCGUGCGAGCUCGGUCAUGCCGAGGUGGCCCGCCUGUUGUUGGAAAAAGGCGCCAAACCGGACAAAAAGAAUGGAAAGGGCUUGACGCCGGCGGCCAUCGCAAAAAGCAACCAGGCUGUCUCAGGGGUCCUACGUCGGUAUGCCAAGUGA
Pelagomonas calceolata is the source of this 3642-nucleotide messenger RNA. The record is from the annotation of a GenBank genome assembly. Lineage: Eukaryota; Pelagophyceae; Pelagomonadales; Pelagomonadaceae.